AUGAAGGCGACGACAGUGAGUCUCAAAGAGCUCGCAGAAGGGACUGUACCCUUUGGCACACUCGAGGAGGCAUUCGGCGAAUCCUCUCUGGGCAUUCUCGUUGUCAAGGAUCUGCCAACAAGAUAUACCGUCCUGCGCGAGAAGCUGCUGUCGUAUGCGUCAUACCUGGCGCAACUUCCGGAGCAGGACCUGGAAGCACUGACCGACGCGGCAUCCCAUUACGAAAUCGGAUGGAGCCAUGGCAAAGAAGCCCUCAAGGACGGACGGUACGACACGAUGAAGGGAUCCUACUAUGUGGACUGUCAGUCUUUCUUCCUGGAAAACCCCGUCGUGCCCGAACCCGGCAAACCGGCCACCAGGGGAGCGGGGACAAACCUGUGGCCGUCUGAAUCUGCCAUGCCUGGCUUUCGAGCCACCUUCGAAGAACUGUGCACCCUGCUGAUCGACACCGGGGUGCUCGUUGCGCGAGCCAUCGACCUAUACGCCAGCAAGCACAUCCCACAUUACCAGCCGGGGUAUCUCGAACAUGUCGUCAAGACCAGCCACACGCCCAAAGCUCGGUUGCUGCACUAUUUCCCGCCGCCCACGGACGCGCAAAGCCCGCCUUCGUCCCCGUCGGGGCAUUCUUCCAGCGCAUCAGACUCCGAAGAGGACUCCUGGUGCGCCACCCACCUUGACGACGGCUGUUUGACCGCUCUCACCUCAGCCUUGUACAUGGACGAGUCCAGCGCCUUGCCACCACUGACGGCGACGGCUGACGGCUUCCCGUCGUCUCUACCCAUACUGCGCGCAUCCCCGGACCCCAAGGCGGGACUCUACAUCCGCUCUCGCGGGGACAAGGUCGUGAAAGUCGACAUCCCCGCCGAUUGCAUUGCUUUCCAGACCGGCGAGGCGUUGCAAAUGAUCACGGACGGCAGGUUUAAAGCCGUGCCGCAUUUCGUCCGCGGGCCCAGCGCUAGCGGGUCGAGCAAAGCAGUGGCAAGGAACACGCUGGCGCUCUUCAUGCAGCCGGACCUGGAUGAGGUUAUCGACAAGGAGAAAGGGACGACGUAUGGUGAAUUUGUGGACAUCAUCGUGAAGAGGCAUUCAUGA
Fonsecaea multimorphosa CBS 102226 is the source of this 1092-nucleotide messenger RNA. RefSeq lists its product as uncharacterized. The transcript has a single exon. The record is from RefSeq and is a predicted model, not a curated record. Lineage: Eukaryota; Fungi; Ascomycota; Eurotiomycetes; Chaetothyriales; Herpotrichiellaceae. Bases 1 to 1092 code for a protein of 363 amino acids.